GGCCAAACAGCAACCCCGUUAUACCCAGCACGGCCCAAUUGAGUCGAUUCAGCAUCGCGUUUUGUUCGAGCUAUCCGUGGAACUUCAAUCUCUAGUCCUGGGCGUCGGUUCAUCGAUUUUCCGCUUGUUAAUUCUACACGAGGACCACGAUGUCGACGGUGUCAACGUUCAUCAAGAAGGUCAGGGCAUGCAAAACUGCCGCAGAUGAGCGUGCACUUUUGCAGAAGGAGUCUGCUGCUAUCAGAACAUCUUUCCGUGAGGAGCCGACCAACUACGAUGUCCGACGGAACAACAUCGCCAAGCUACUAUACUUGUUCACCAUGGGAGAGCGGACUCAUUUCGGGCAGAUCGAAUGUUUGAAGCUUCUGGCAAGUCCAAAGUUUGCGGACAAGAGAUUAGGCUACCUGGGAACUAUGUUGUUGUUGGACGAAAGCCAGGAGGUGCUGACUUUGCUCACCAAUUCUCUUCAAAAUGAUCUCAAGCAUACCAAUCAAUAUAUCGUCGGCUUGGCCCUUGCGACUUUCGGUAAUAUUUCGUCGCCAGAGAUGUCUCGUGAUUUGUGCCAGGAUCUCGAGAAGUGUCUGUCUUCUUCCAACGCAUACAUCCGAAAGAAGGCCGCUCUCUGUGCUAUGCGUGUUAUCCGAAAGGUCCCGGAACUUCAGGACAACUUCGUCGACCGUGCAAAGACACUACUGAGCGACAGAAAUCACGGGGUGUUGCUGUGUGGUGUGACUUUCGCGACUGAUCUGUGCGAGAAUGACCCAGAUCUGGUUGACCAAUUCAAGUCCUUUACUCCAAUUCUUCUACGACAGCUGAAGGCGCUGUUGGGUGCCGGGUACUCUCCUGAACAUGAUGUUACCGGCAUCACCGAUCCUUUCUUGCAGGUCAAGAUUUUGCAGUUCCUGGGAGUCUUGGGACGGGGAGAUACGGAAGUGAGUGAGCAAAUGAACGAUAUCCUGGCUCAGGUAGCAACGAAUACCGAAGCUUCAAAGAACGUCGGAAACGCUAUUCUCUACCAGUCUGUCCUCACCAUCUUGGAGAUUGAGGCUGACAGUGCACUGAGAGUGCUUGGUAUCAACAACCUCGGUAAAUUCCUGACUAACAAAGACAACAAUAUUCGCUAUGUGGCUCUCAACACCCUGAGUAAGGUGGUUGCCAUCGAGCCCAAUGCUGUUCAGCGCCACAGGAACACCAUUCUUGACUGUCUUCGUGAUCCCGACGUGUCUAUCAGACGGCGUGCCUUGGAUCUGUCGUUCGCACUUAUUAACGAGAGUAACAUCCGUGUGUUGGUGCGUGAGCUCUUGGCUUUUUUGGAGGUGGCAAACAACGAGUUCAAGGCAAACAUGACCUCGCAGAUCUGUCUUGCUGCAGACCGGUAUGCGCCUAACAAAAGAUGGCACAUCGACACCGUUCUGCGUGUGCUCAAGCUUGCUGGAAACUACGUGAAGGAGCAGAUUCUGUCCAGCUUUAUCAGAUUGGUCGGCACUACACCAGAAUUGCAGCAGUAUGCGGCACAGAAGCUUUACGCGUCUUUGCAGGCCGAUAUUUCACAGGAAGGGUUGAUUCUUGCUGGCGCGUGGAUUAUCGGUGAAUUCGGUGAUGCGCUUUUGAAGGGUGGGAACUUUGAGGAAGAGGAGCUGGUCCGCGAAGUGAAGGAGUCCAACGUCAUCGACCUUUUCGAGACUAUCUUGAACAGUACCUUCGCCAAUCAGUUAGUGACUGAAUAUGUCUUGACCGCCGCCAUGAAGCUUACCACCCGUAUCACCGACCCUACUCAGAUCUCAAGAAUCAGAGCAAUGUUGGCGAAGCACAGUGGCAGUUUGGACGUUGAGAUUCAGCAGAGAGCGGUGGAGUAUAACAACCUCUUCCAAUACGAUAGCAUCCGACAAGGUGUGUUGGAGAGGAUGCCUCCACCAGCAGUUCGCGAGGACCCUAUGCGCCUUGGUGCACCAAAGGUUGACGACGCCAAGUCCAAGAGAAAGCCGAAGAAGGAGUCUGCUUUGCUUGAUCUCAUGGGCGGCGACGAUCUUGAGGUUGCACCUGCAAACGGAGCUCCUGCAGCCCAGACGAACAAUGCGGAUCUGCUGUCGGAUAUCUUUGGAAGCACGGGAGGAGAGACUGCUGCACCAUCACAGCCUGCACAGUCUAGCGUUAACGAUAUCAUGAGUUUGUUCGGGUCAAACGGUGGAGCACCGGCGGCAGCAUCGAGUGCCAUGGAUCUUCUGGGUAUGGGAGGCGCACCGGCACCAGCGGCUCCUAUUGCAGUCCCUGCGGCGGGUCCUGCGGCAUCAACGUUCGAACCCAUCACAGCAUAUUCCAACCACGACUUGCUCGUGACAUUACAAGCUCACCGCGACGCUUCGUUCCCUCCAGGUGUCGUUAAUGUUAUGGCGCGCUUCCAUAACCAGAGUUUCACUACUCGCGUCGACCACCUGAACUUUCAGGCCGCCGUGCCAAAAUCCCAGAAGCUGCAGAUGCAGCCCUUGAGCGCACCAGGUGUCGCUCCCGGCGCUCAGGAGACGCAGGCAAUGCGCGUAACGAGUACUCAGGGUGCGCAGAUCAGGUUGAGAUUGAAGGUUACGUUCACGAGAGAAGGAGAGGCGGAGGUGUCUGAUCAAGUAGACUUUAAGUUCCCGGCGGAUAUUUUGGCGUAGUUCCUCAGUAAACCCAAAAGAGCAUCUGGAGCAAGGAUAAUUAUGAACCUUAAAUACCAUUAUCUACCUAAUCCCGUG
Molecule: messenger RNA, 2732 nt
Organism: Saitoella complicata NRRL Y-17804
Lineage: Eukaryota; Fungi; Ascomycota; Saitoellomycetes; Saitoellales; Saitoellaceae
Product: Adaptor protein complex AP-1 gamma subunit
Exons: 2
Coding region: 150-2654 (834 amino acids)
Biological process (GO): Golgi to vacuole transport; receptor-mediated endocytosis; intracellular protein transport
Cellular component (GO): membrane coat; Golgi apparatus; AP-1 adaptor complex
Molecular function (GO): clathrin-cargo adaptor activity
Source: RefSeq, a predicted model, not a curated record